Molecule: messenger RNA, 1339 nt
Organism: Empidonax traillii (willow flycatcher)
Lineage: Eukaryota; Metazoa; Chordata; Aves; Passeriformes; Tyrannidae
Gene: SMCO4
Product: single-pass membrane protein with coiled-coil domains 4
Exons: 3
Coding region: 381-560 (59 amino acids)
Source: RefSeq, a predicted model, not a curated record
GUGAAGUCUUCCAUGACAUCUCCUGACUGGCUGUGGAGGAGUGUGCUAUAUCACACCUAAAUAUGUACGUAGGAGAUGGAUGAGAAGUAGAAACCUCAGCUGUCAGCCACUAAAAGCAAAGAAACACAGUGAAGAGAUACCAGGAUGUCCACAGCCCAGAGUGCAGCCAUUAAUACUCUGCCUGUAAGCUGUGGAAGGCUGGCUCUGAAGAGAUGCCUAAGGACAUGAUUCCUCAGCCCCUCUGAAAGUUUCUUGCACAGCCAACCACUUGAAGAAGAAGGAAUUCUUCAGCCCCUUAUUUCAAAAGACCUUGGACUAUUUCCUGCUGUUCCACUCCCUUUGCUCCCACGUUUCGGCAAACAAAAGAUCCGGGGAGGAGGAUGAGGCAGCUAAGAGGAAAACCCAAAAAAGAGACCUCCAAAGAUAAAAAGGAGAGAAAACAGGCAAUGCAAGAGGCUCGGCAACAAAUCACCACGGUCGUGCUUCCCACGCUGGCUGUCGUAGUACUGCUGAUUGUUGUGUUUGUUUAUGUAGCGACUCGUCCAAAUACAACUGAAUGAUGCAUCUUUUCAGACUCUCUAGCUUUGGGGUAUUAAUAAUUUUACCAAGAGCCAAAAGGAACUCUCUGCCACUCUUUUAGUACUUUACAAAGGAACUUGCUGGUAUUUUCAGUCUUUCUCUUGGUUAGGGUCCUGCGGAUUCUCUUUAGGAAUGUAACAUAAAACGUAUUAGUGAAUGUGCCAGUACGUUUUAUGGCCCAGUUCAUGUGCCUUUCAGACUUUUAAAAUGGUGUUUUUCUUAAAUCUGUUUGAAGCUCUAUAUUGUAAAAGGAAAUUGUGUUCUGCUAUAAAUUUGUAAAAAAUCAGCUUUCAGCUUUUAUUGUUGAUAUGGAUAAUGUUGCUCCCAUGAGCUCUUGUAUGUCUACUUCAGAAUUUCCAAAGAAGUACAUUUCUUCUUUGUACUUAAUGUCAUAUGAAGUGCUUUGAUUCAGAAAGGAUAUAUUUAUUUUUUGAAUAAAAGAGAGAAGUCUUACUUGGAAUCUUCAAAUUAUUUUGCAAAAAAAGUCACUUACUGUGAAAGUCUACAUUGUGUAAUAAUUUUUUCAUUAACCACUAUAUAGCUCACUCAAAAAGAAUAUCCUUUUGGUGUGAGAUGCCAACAUGCAAAGCGAAUAUUUCAGGAUCUGCUGGAAGGAAUCCUACAGAAUUUGGAAAGGGAGAUUCUGCCAGGUUAUGGUGAAGUAACUAAUAGCAAUCUGCAUAAAUACAGAUAGUUGUUUAUCUGAAUGUUCAAUAUUUAAAUCUGUAUAAGUGGCAAUAAAAAGGCGAUUUUGGAUACA